This is a messenger RNA of Penicillium canariense, 1653 nucleotides long. RefSeq lists its product as uncharacterized. Bases 1 to 1653 code for a protein of 550 amino acids. The transcript has 6 exons. The record is from RefSeq and is a predicted model, not a curated record. NCBI's taxonomy places the organism in Eukaryota, Fungi, Ascomycota, Eurotiomycetes, Eurotiales, Aspergillaceae.
AUGGAAGAAACUACAACUGCAUCAUCGUAUCAAGAGCGCGCCGCCGAAAAGCGCGCCAACCAGCUGGCCCUCAUCCCACCCGAGUGGCGACUCUCUCCAAUCCCCUCGGCUGAAUCACACCCGGAUGCACUAUCCUAUAUUCGGCGCGUCCUAACACCUGCAGAGCUCGCACUUACAGAGGAAACGGACAUCACAGUUCUACUCCGCAAGCUUUCUUCCGGAGAGCUCUCCUCGCUAGAAUUAACCACCACAUUCGCUAAGCGGGCAGCACUAGCCCACCAACUCACAAUAUGCUGUACCGAGAUAUUCUUCGAGGAAGCAUUUGCGACCGCGAGGGAGAUGGACGAGUAUCUGACCAAGACGGGCAAGACUGUCGGACCUCUCCAUGGGCUGCCUGUCUCUAUCAAGGACUUGUUCUCCGUCAAGGGUGUGGAUACUUCGAUCGGAUGGGUCGGCUUGACGAAUAGCCCCGCCCCUGCCGACAAAUCUGUCGCGCGCACCCUCCGACGGCUCGGUGCCGUACUAUACGUGAAGACCAAUCUUCCGCAAUCAAUGAUGAUGUCUGAUUCAUACAAUCACGUCUUCGGGCAAUGUGUUAACCCACUAAACCGCAAUUUGAUUUCUGGCGGUAGCUCUGGUGGCGAGUCUUCGCUUGUUGCUGCCAGGGGAAGCGUGCUGGGCAUUGGCACUGAUAUUGGUGGCUCCAUUCGGAUCCCAGCUAGUCUGUGCGGGCUGUAUGGUUUGUCGCCAACUCCCGGGCGGCAUCCCUAUGAGCGCGGAAAUCCCGGUCAGGAUAUCGUUCGCUCGGUUGCGGGUCCUAUGAGCUGUAGUUUGGCUUCGAUUGAGCGAUACAUGGAAGCCUUAUCCUGUGCAUCGCCAUGGGAGCUUGAUCAGCAUACCGCUCCCGUGCCAUGGAGGCGAAACAUGGCCUCGCUAAGGGCCAAGCGUCUCCGAAUUGGAUUCUUGGUUGAUGACGGUGUUGUCAAGGUACAGCCUCCCAUUGCAAGGGCUGUCUGGGAAGCUGUCGAUGCGCUGAAGGCGGCUGGUCAUGAAGUUGUCCAAUGGGAUGCCUCUUCCCACGGAUACGCAUAUCAACUCUGGGAAAAGGCCAUCCUCUCCGACGGCGGCGAGGGCUGUCGCAAGAAAAUCGAAUUAACGGGAGAGCCACUUAUUGAGGGCAUGUUGGUGGGAACUGAGAAAGAUAUUAUGACGACCUCUGAAACACAUCAACUCAAUGCCGAUAAAUAUCUCUACGAGAGUGAGUAUCUCGACCGCUGGACAUCGUCUGGCAUUGAUGCCCUCAUCAUGCCGAAUACGCCAUGGGUCGGAUACAAACCCUGGACAUGGGUCAAAUCUAGCGCGUAUGUGGGAUACACAAGUAUUUGGAACUUGUUGGGUUAUGCCGCUUUGACGGUCCCUGCUACAACGGUGUCGAAGGAGAAGGAAGUCAUCGACCAGGAAUGGAUAGAUCAUGUUCCGCGUAAUGCUGGCGAUAAGUUUAACAAGGAGCAAUAUGACAUUGAUCUAGUUGAUGGCAUGCCUGUUGGGCUGCAGAUUGUUGGUGGGCGCUUUGGAGAGGAAAAGUGCGUGUCUGUGGCAAAGGCAAUUGAGCAGGCUAUGAGAUGGAAGGAUGCUGCCCGGCCGAGUCUUUGA